GUCGGACUUGAGUAAUUUACAAAUAUGACCCUUGUUUUUGAUUCCUAAUCCAAAAAAAAAACUGGUACGAUUUUUGUUGCUGGUUGUUUUCCGGGGAAAGCAGAGAGAGAGAGAGAGGUUACUUGAAUUUUGAUUCAAUGGCGACGAGAAAUCGAACAGUGGAGUUUAGGAAGCACAGAGACGCCGUGAAGAGCGUGCGUGCUCCUCUCUCUUCCUCCGCCGCAUCUGCUUCUUCCACCGGUCCCGUCAUUGAAAUGGUUUCGCUUCUUCCUUCCAAUCGAUCAUCCUAUGCUCCAUUAAGCACCGAUGACCCAUCCACCUCUAGGGAUGCGGUUACUGUGGGGUUGCCGCCGUCUUGGGUGGAUGAUUCUGAAGAAAUAGCUGCGGCUAUACAACGUGCUCGGGUUAAAAUUUCUGAUUUAACUAAAGCUCAUUCGAAGGCUUUGUUGCCUUCCUUUGGGGAUGACAAAGAGGACCAGCGUCUUAUUGAGACUCUCACCCAGGAAAUUACAUCUCUUCUUAGAAAAUCUGAAGUGAGGCUGAAAAGACUUUCUGCUGCUAGCGGAUCUUCUGAGGAUUCUAAUGUUAGAAAAAACGUACAGCGUUCCCUUGCUAUAGACCUUCAGAACCUAUCAAUGGAUCUUCGGCGAAAGCAGUCAGCAUACUUGAAACGUCUGCAACAGCAAAAAGAGGGUUUUGACGGGGUUGACUUGGAGAUGAACUUUAACGGGAGUAAAUUUGGAUCACGUGAUGAUGAAUUCAGUGAUGUGGGUUUUAGUGAAGAGCAGAUGACAAAGCUAAAGAAAAGUGAGCAGUUCUCAGUGGAAAGGGAGAGAGAGAUUGAACAGGUUGUUAAAUCAGUCCAUGAACUUGCUCAAAUCAUGAAGGAUCUCUCUGUCCUAGUGAUAGACCAGGGAACAAUUGUGGAUAGAAUUGACUAUAACAUUCAGAGUGUUUCUACGUCCGUUGAAGAGGGCCUCAAGCAGUUGCAAAAGGCAGAGAGAACACAGAAAAAAGGAGGGAUGAUUAUGUGUGCAACAUCACUUGUUAUAAUGUGCUUUAUCAUGCUAGUUCUCUUGAUACUCAAAGAGAUCCUCUUCUAGUCAUAUAACAGACCACUUUAGCGGCCAGCAGCAUGUUAAUUCUUCCGUUCGAUGUGAAUCAAAUUGCAUUCUGUUUAAAGAUAACUACGGAAAUGCGCUUCAGGUAUUUGUUCUUAAAGUGCUUGAGCUAACAAUUUUGGCUACUUAUUUAGAGGCAAGCUGGUAUGACAUUGUAGAGCAUAGCAUCGCAUCGCACUGCAUCGUGUAAACAAGAUAGUAGUUCAUCUCCCAGUGGCCAAUUUUCCUUUAGAAAUAAAAAGAAAGUAGUGCUAGAUAGACACAAUCGUGCUGGAAGGUAUUUAAGACGAAAACUUGUAUAAAUCCAAAAGUCAUCAUAUAUGUUAGUCAACUUUUCUUUUU
Vigna umbellata (rice bean) is the source of this 1463-nucleotide messenger RNA. Its product is annotated as syntaxin-43-like. Gene Ontology annotation, cellular component: SNARE complex; membrane; endomembrane system. Gene Ontology annotation, biological process: vesicle-mediated transport; intracellular protein transport; vesicle fusion. Lineage: Eukaryota; Viridiplantae; Streptophyta; Magnoliopsida; Fabales; Fabaceae. Gene Ontology annotation, molecular function: SNAP receptor activity; SNARE binding. The record is from RefSeq and is a predicted model, not a curated record.